Papilio machaon (common yellow swallowtail) is the source of this 917-nucleotide messenger RNA. RefSeq names its product sesquipedalian-1 (gene IPIP). Bases 120 to 845 code for a protein of 241 amino acids. Gene Ontology annotation, biological process: receptor recycling; endosome organization; retrograde transport, endosome to Golgi. The record is from RefSeq and is a predicted model, not a curated record. NCBI's taxonomy places the organism in Eukaryota, Metazoa, Arthropoda, Insecta, Lepidoptera, Papilionidae. Gene Ontology annotation, cellular component: early endosome; recycling endosome; trans-Golgi network. The transcript is spliced from 4 exons.
GUUAGCUUAGUAUUUUAGUGCUUGAUGUACAUACAAAUUCCAUAACGAUUCAAGAGUAAUGCUUUAAGUGGAAGGAAAUAAAAAAUAGACGUUGUCCAUAUUCAAAGCAGUAAAUAAAGAUGAAAAUAAAUGAAAAGAAUUUGGGUGCAUUUGCCUCGUCCACGACUCCAGUGGACCGGGAGGGAUGGCUCGACAUGCGAGGUGAAAUAGGUAAAAGUUACCAACGACGAUGGUUUACCUUGAAAGGAAACUUACUUUUCUAUUUCGACAAGAAAGCUGACAAGGAUCCAGUUGGAGUAAUUAUACUUGAAGGAUGUACAAUCGAAUUGACGGAGGAGGAAGCUUACAGUUUCAAAAUAGUGUUCCAAUGUGAGGGGGGCAGGACAUACUACCUGUGCACAAACUCACAGGCAUCCAUGGAGGCAUGGAUGAAGGCACUCGCCUGUGCUAGCUAUGAUUACAUGAAGCUCAUGGUGGCCGAGUUGCAAAGACAACUGGAUGAAGUGCAAGCGGAGGAAGCUGCUGAAGCGGCUGCUCUGAUCACCAUAAGUCCACCAGAGCGUGAACCGAAGGUGCCGCCGCGAGGACAGCGGUACAACCCCUUCAACCGCGUCCCCGAUGGUGAGGCCAAGGACGGCAAGUCCGUACCCGGCAGUAGACAUCAUAAGGACAGCUUGAGGUCGGAGGUUCCGCGCAAGAAGGUGCCGUUCCGGGACAUUCACACAGCGCACGGGCGUAAGAUCCUCGCACACCGCAGUGAGUGGCGCGCGCGCCGCAGACCUGGACGUCACGCGCCUGCGACACCAGCGCCCCCCAACACAGACGUACCUCUCAUACAACUCUGAUCUCACACAGGAAUAUAAUAGUGUACGGUAAGAUAAUAAUAGUUCCUGAAUUCUCAAUUUGUCAUCUGUCAA